This is a messenger RNA of Sinocyclocheilus rhinocerous, 1812 nucleotides long. Its product is annotated as gap junction alpha-10 protein-like. Gene Ontology annotation, cellular component: connexin complex. The record is from RefSeq and is a predicted model, not a curated record. Gene Ontology annotation, biological process: cell-cell signaling. The transcript has 2 exons. NCBI's taxonomy places the organism in Eukaryota, Metazoa, Chordata, Actinopteri, Cypriniformes, Cyprinidae. Bases 1 to 1437 code for a protein of 478 amino acids. Gene Ontology annotation, molecular function: gap junction channel activity.
AUGGGGGACUGGAACUUGUUGGGGAGCAUUUUAGAGGAGGUCCAUAUUCACUCCACAAUCGUGGGUAAAAUAUGGCUGACCAUCCUGUUCAUAUUCCGGAUGCUGGUUCUCGGCGUGGCGGCUGAGGACGUUUGGGUGGACGAACAGAGUGAGUUCAUCUGCAACACAGACCAGCCGGGAUGCAAGAACGUCUGCUACGACCAGGCGUUUCCAAUAUCGCUAAUUCGCUUUUGGGUACUGCAAAUCAUUAUCGUUUCCUCACCUUCACUGGUGUACAUGGGACAUGCUCUGUACUGGCUGAGGGCUUUGGAGAAAGAACGGCACAAGAGGAAAAUCCAGCUGAGAGCCGAGCUGGAAGAGAUGGAAGCCCUCUUGGAGGGGCACAAGAAGUUGGAGAAGGAACUGAGGAAGCUAGAAGAGCAAAGGAAAAUUAGGAAGGCUCCUCUGAGGGGCUCCUUGCUGCGCACAUAUAUAAUUCAUAUCCUUACCAGAUCAGUGGUAGAAGUGGCAUUCAUUGUGGGGCAGUAUAUCUUAUAUGGGAUUGGACUGGAUCCUUUGUACAAGUGUGAGAGGGUGCCUUGCCCGAACAGCGUGGACUGUUACGUCUCCAGGCCGACGGAGAAGACCAUCUUCAUGGUUUUCAUGAUUGUCAUCGCAGGGGUUUCGCUGUUCCUGAACCUCUUGGAAAUAUCCCACUUGGGGGUGAAAAAAAUUAAACAGACUCUAAGCGGACUCCAGCUUGUGGAGGACAACAGUCUUUGCAAACCCAAGCACUCGACCAUUCAGCAACUGUGUGUAAUGACGAAUAUAUCCCCCCACAAAAACCCACAGUUGAAAACUUUUAUCCAACAGGGGCAAAUGGACCCUCCACUGUUCCAAACCAGAGCUUGCGUCGGCUCGAGCAACGACAUGCUGCAGCACAACAGUUUCAACGCAGCCACCCUCCCAGUGUCCUGCAUAACUCAGCAGCCCCGGCAAAUGCGGCAGCCUAGCCAGGGAAUGAUCCAUGAACUGCACUCCCAAGGGUCCAUGGAGAUACUAGAGGACAGGGAAAACCGCGACCAGCAUCUAGAAAGCAGUAACGGCUCAGAGAGGGAUGUUAGGUCUUUUAACUUGGGUCAUCUGGGUCCUGAGGGUCAUACGGAAAUACCAGCCUGCCUUCGCAACGCUCUUCACAGGCCCAGCCGUGUGCAAGACCUGGGGGACGAUGCUGUGGAGUCUUCCGAGAGCGACUUCUGUCCACCCAACAGGAAAGCCAGUUUUAUGGUCCGUAUGCCCUCGGACAGCAUUUCUGGCAGUCCAUCCUGUCUCUCCACAAGGAGUUCAGAGUCCGAGCUGGGCUCCCUCAACGACCUGCCAAUGAACCCACCACCAGGGGGAGGAAGACGGAUGUCUAUGAGUGUAUUCUUGGAUAUCUCUUCCAUCAUGAAAAAGUGAAAUUAAGAAGGACAGAAGGACAACAGGAAUGUAACAGUCCGUUCAUGAGCAGAAAUGAAUGGAAAUAUCAGCGACAAAGGCUCUGCUUGGAAAGCACUGGUUUAACACAGCUUCAACGUGGUAUAAGUUGUGCUGUUUUGCACUGUUCAUUUUUUAUUGGAAGCACCUUAAUUUACCAGUAAAGCAUGGUAUACAUUUUUCCAUGUCUAAUUAUGGAAGCCAAAAGACAUCUGUGCAGAUUUAUAAAAGCUUCAGACCUUCCGACAGCUGGCAAAUAAGAACAUUUUUAAAUCAUUUAGCUUACAUCCAUAAAUUGUGAUGCAAGCGGAUGGACUCUUACAUCAAAUUCAGAAGAAAAUAAAAGUUUUCUCAUUU